AUGGACGAAAACUCGGCAGUAGAGAUGAAGUACGCCAAUCUAAAACCAAAGUCUUCACCAGACAAUAACAACGCUAUAUCAAAGAUACGUGUAUCCAAAAAUUGGAAGCUACCCCCUCGAUUAAACACAGUGAAAAGAUCUUCUAGUGCCGGUAAGUGCCCCAUAUCAACGGCAAACUCCCCUAACAACUCGAACAAUAUCGAUAUAUCUGCAGAAGAUGAAAAUGAAGAUGAGAUGAAAAAGAAGAUUCAAAAUAGGGACGCCCAAAGAGCCUACAGAGAAAGAAAGGCAAACCGAAUGAAAAAUUUAGAAGAUACUGUGGAUUCUCUACAAAUAUUAGUGAAAACAUGGCAACAAAAAUAUAAAAAUAUUGAAAAGAGAUUAAUCAUUUCUGAGAAAAAAUUUGAAGACUCAACUAAGGAAAAUCAAAUAUUAAAAGAAUCAUUACUACAAAUGAAAAAUGGUCUCAUGUGUAAUAUCUGUCUAAAACCAAUAUCUGAACCACAGCAAAAAUUACUGCCAAUGUCUGAGCAACAACAAUCUGCAGUACAACCAGUUCGAUAUGAAAUGGAUAGAGACGCAAAUAUACAAGUAGACAGGCAAGCAUCUCCUUCAUCUUUUCCUAUUAUUGAACAAGAAACUCCUCCGAAGGUAUCAUUAACUCGAGGGAAAGAUCUCCAAAAGAUGAUUGAAGAUUUCCGACCUAUGAAGGCGGCUGUUUUGAAAAAUAUGAGAAUUUCAAAGCCAAAGAAAUCAAGUACAAAGAUGGAUAAUUCCAAACAAAUUUCUUCCAAAUUGCAACUGAAUUUAUCUCAAAAGUCUAGAGAUAACUCCUCGAUGAAGUCAAGUGAAGUAUUUACAGUUACGACUGCGAAUAAAAUAGUGGAUGCUGAGAAAAAAGAGGGUGCCAUGACAGAUGAGCAUAAAUCUCACCAUCCUCUCCAUUCAGCAAGUAAAUGCGGAUUCUGUAACGAAGGCACCUCAUGCGUUUGCAACGAAUUAGAGGCAACGGAAAAUGCCACUCCUCUAGAUCGGAUAUCGUCAUUUUCGCCACUUGUUAAUGGUGAUGAUUUAAGUAAUGAUCGCCGAAAUAAUGAUAGUAAUAAUACAGGUAAGUUGAUAUUCGACUCCCAUUGCUCAGCGACCCCUGAAUCAUGUACUAAAUGUGCUAAUAUCGACGAAACAUGCCUCAAACCGAUCACCAAUAAUAAUAAUAAUAGCAAUAAAAUAAAUAAUCUUGAUGUUGAUUUCAAUAUGAAUGAGGUAUCGAUUAAUAGUAACGCAUUUUCUCGUAUUCGAAAACAAAUGCAGAAGAAUGACUCGAUGAAGAAGUAA
Naumovozyma dairenensis CBS 421 is the source of this 1335-nucleotide messenger RNA. It is a transcript of the gene YAP5, whose product is annotated as Yap5p. The transcript has a single exon. Gene Ontology annotation, molecular function: DNA-binding transcription factor activity. Lineage: Eukaryota; Fungi; Ascomycota; Saccharomycetes; Saccharomycetales; Saccharomycetaceae. The coding region runs from base 1 to 1335 and encodes 444 amino acids. The record is from RefSeq and is a predicted model, not a curated record. Gene Ontology annotation, biological process: regulation of DNA-templated transcription.